GCCGAGCCGAGCCGAGCCGGGGGCGCAGAGCGCGGGAGGCGGCGGCGCGGAGCCCAGUAUGGAAAUUCCAUUUCCAUGGAAUUAUGCAAUCCAGGGCCUCUUGGGACUGGCCGUGCACUUGGCAGAAUGCUUUCACCUGAGUCGUAGCCAUUGUCAAUGCUUCUGGCCUUUUGGUGCUUAUCUAUUCAUCUGCUGACUCCACUCCUCUCAGCUACAAUGACAAGAGCUGUAUGGGAAGUCUCUAACUUUUUGAGGAACCAGCCACAGGCAGCCAUCUUGGUUUCUUAGGCAGCUCUGCUGCCCAUGGAAGUGCCCCGGCCUGGCUGAUGAAGUCGGUACACACACCAUGUCAUCAUGGGUCUCUAGCCAGCCCACCAGCGACCGGGCGGCCUCCCAGGAUGAGUUGGGAAGUGGGCGUGGCAGCCAGGAAGGCCAGAAGCCCUGUGAGGCCCUUCGGGGACUCUCUUCCUUAAGCAUCCACUUGGGCAUGGAAUCCUUCAUUGUGGUCACUGAGUGUGAGCCAGGCCCGGACGUGGACCUCAGCCUGGCCCAGGACCAGCCUCUGGAGGCCGAUGGCCAGGAACUCCCCCUCCAUGCCUCAGAAUCUGAGUCACGGCCCCUGCUCUCUGGUCGAAAGAUGUCCCUGCAGGAGCGGUCUCAGGGAGGGCCAGCACCCAGCAGCAGCUUGGACAUGAAUGGACGCUGCAUCUGCCCAUCCCUGUCCUACUCGCCGUCCAGCUCCCCACAGUCCUCGCCCCGGACGCCCCGGCGCCCCACAGUGGAGUCACACCACGUCUCCAUCACAGGUUUGCAGGACUGUGUGCAGCUGAAUCAGUAUACCCUGAAGGAUGAAAUUGGAAAGGGCUCCUAUGGUGUGGUCAAGCUGGCCUACAAUGAAAAUGACAAUACUUACUACGCAAUGAAAGUGCUGUCCAAAAAGAAGCUGAUCCGGCAGGCUGGUUUUCCACGUGAGCCCCCACCCCGAGGCACUCGCCCAGCUCCAGGGGGCUGCAUCCAGCCCAGGGGCCCCAUCGAGCAGGUGUACCAGGAGAUCGCCAUCCUCAAGAAGCUGGACCACCCCAACGUGGUGAAGCUGGUGGAGGUCCUGGAUGACCCCAACGAGGACCAUCUGUACAUGGUGUUUGAACUGGUCAACCAAGGGCCUGUGAUGGAAGUGCCCACCCUCAAGCCACUGUCUGAAGACCAGGCCCGGUUCUACUUCCAGGAUCUGAUCAAAGGCAUUGAGUACCUACACUACCAGAAGAUCAUCCACCGGGACAUCAAACCUUCCAACCUCCUGGUGGGAGAAGACGGGCACAUCAAGAUAGCUGACUUCGGUGUGAGCAACGAGUUCAAGGGCAGUGACGCCUUGCUCUCUAACACUGUGGGCACGCCUGCCUUCAUGGCACCCGAGUCACUCUCAGAGACCCGAAAGAUCUUCUCCGGGAAGGCCCUGGACGUUUGGGCCAUGGGUGUGACGCUGUACUGCUUUGUCUUUGGCCAGUGCCCUUUCAUGGAUGAGCGAAUCAUGUGUUUACACAGUAAGAUCAAGAGUCAGGCCCUGGAGUUUCCAGACCAGCCCGAUAUAGCCGAAGACUUGAAAGAUCUGAUCACCCGCAUGUUGGACAAGAAUCCAGAGUCCAGGAUUGUGGUGCCCGAAAUCAAGCUGCACCCUUGGGUCACGAGGCACGGGGCCGAGCCAUUGCCAUCCGAAGACGAGAACUGCACACUGGUCGAGGUGACCGAAGAGGAGGUCGAGAAUUCAGUCAAACACAUUCCCAGCCUCGCAACUGUGAUCCUAGUAAAGACCAUGAUUCGGAAACGCUCUUUUGGGAACCCGUUUGAGGGCAGCCGGCGGGAGGAACGUUCCUUGUCAGCACCUGGAAACCUGCUCACCAAAAAACCAACCAGGGAGUGGGAGCCCUUGUCUGAGCCCAAGGAAGCAAGGCAGCGAAGACAGCCUCCGGGGCCCCGAGCCAGCCCCCGUGGGGGAGGAGGAAGUGCCCUUGUGAAAGGUGGUCCCCGCGUGGAAAGUUGGGGGGCUCCAGCCCCUGGCUCCCCACCGCGUACGCCUCCACCGCAAUCCGAGGAGGCGAUGGAGCCGGAGUAGCUGCCUGGACCAGCCCAACCUCGCAUGCCUGGCUGUGUGGCCCUGCACGGGGCUGCUGCGCCCUGCGUUUCCGUAGCAGCAUGUCCUACGGAAACCAAGCAGUGUGCAGAGCCUUGACUGUCAUCUCUGCUUACCUUUCUAUGUUCCUGUUUUGUUUGUUUUUGUGGUUUUUCUUUUUUUCCUUUGUUGUCUAAGGGGAUAAAGAAAAAAAAAAGGACUUGACUCCAUGACGUCGACCUUGGCCGCUGGCUGGCCGGACAGGCGGGUGUGAGGAAUUGCAAAUCGAAACCAACAUGCAUUUUGGGACAGUUGCUUUUUAAAAUGUUUUUAUGCCAAAAACCACACCCCCCUUCAUUGUGAAUUCAGAACCAUGUCAGAUGUACCAGGUGAAUGUGUGUGGGGUUUGAGCUGCACGGAGAGUUAAGUCCUGCUGGCUGGGGUUGCACUUGAGAGGGAGUGGAAGGACCGCGUGACCCCGUACAUGCCCCACGCCUCGGCACUUUCCAGGACUGAGGAAGCACAGGGCUAGCCCUCAGUAGCUGCAGGGGUCUUCCAUGUAGUUUAUUUGUAAUGAGGACUUUUUUUAAGUGUUUUUGUUUCUGUUUUUUUUAAUGGGUAAAAUUAUAGUCAGGAGAACUAAAAGGGCUUGAAGUUGAAAUGCUUGAGGGGCACUUAGCAGCUCUGGAAGAGCAUUCAGCAGCUGUGGUGGCAAAGGUUUGUCUGCAGGGCUGAACACAUUUCUUCAUGCCAGCUGCUCAAAAUGGGUUUCUGAGGUCAUCAGCUAAACUCAUUCUCUUUGUAAGUUGGCAAAACCUUCAGGGUGAUAUCUACUCUUUCAUGUACAUUACAUGGCUUAAGACUCAAAAUGUUUUCAAGUCUCUAACUAGCCUGAGCUCUGGAGAAGCUCAGAAGUUACAUACUGGAGCUUCUAGAGUGUGUGUUCCAGAUUCCGCGGCUGUGUGACGACUGAGCUGAAGUCCAUGCCUGUGCAUUAGCAGCUUCGCUCUCGUGUGCUAGAGACUGUGGGGUUUCUCUCCUCUCGAAUACUGUCUGGUUGAUAUGGCAAUGCAACAUCAGUCUCCCGUGGGCCACUUAGGCGUGUCAUCAUUCAGCUUAGGCACAAAUGGCUAGCCGCAGGGUCAGAGCUUUAACAUGAGUCACACAGUGCCAUCAGAGUGCCACUGCAAAGUGUUGGAACCAGAACAUUCCUCAGGGCAAAGGGCCUUCAUUUUUUUUGUAGGCAGAGCCUGGAGAGCAAACAUGGACCUCUUUGACUUUCAGCCAAUAUUGGAAGUUUGGGUGUGACUGACUACCCAGGGCCACAGAGGAAAACAUGAAGUUUAAGAGGGCUUCUAGACUCUGCUUUCUAGUGCUUUGGAGUGAUCUGGUAAUGACUGUCUAGUCAGUAACGGGGCCCAGAAGCCUGCCUUCUGGGAGUCUCUGUCUGGUGAGCCUCCAUGCAGGGUGUUCCUGCAGAGGCAGGAGCAAGGCCUGUCCAUAGGCUUUCUUAAGUUCUUGACUGUAGUUUAGCCAGACUUCCCUUGCUGUCGAAUAAGCCGUUAGAAUUCGGGCAAAGACUCCAGUGUGGGGAGGUUCUCUCUCCUGCUUGCAUUGUCUUUGUGACCAAGGACUUCCUGUCACUUCCCGUCUUUUAAAUUUAAGGGGAAACAACCCAGUAGCUCUACCCCUUCUGGCCACAGAUGGGGUUCAGCUACUUUGCAAUAAGCAUCUUGUAGUGGUUAAAGCCAGCAGGUCCUGAAGCUCAGUCCCAGCCUGACUGCCUGGCCAUGCCCUGAGGAGGGCAGGCGUGUGCGGAGCUCUGCAGAACUCUUCCUGUGUUUACACCACCACACUGGAUUUCCACACAAUGCCAUUUCUCCCCACCAAGGCACUUUGCAUCCAGGAUGUCUGACCUGGAUUGGCGGCCAUUUCGCAGCACCCAGCUGGUCAGGCAGGAGUUGAGAGGUCUACAUGGGUAACUUUUUUUCUUAAACAAAGAAACACCAAAGAAAGCUGUGGAAAGGAGUGACCCCCCUCUACCCCAUCCUGCCCGGCUGCUGUGCAAAGGCUAAGUGGUCAGACUGUAACUAAAGCAUUAGAGCACAAACGUUUUCAGAAGCAUCGCCAGUGAGGAGAGAAGCCGUCAGAGCAGCUUCUCUGUGUGGGCAGAUAGGCCCACAGUUCCUUCCCUGGCUGGCUCACCCACAAUGUGUAAGCAACCUUGGCCUACACCCAUGGUCUUGAAGGAAGCACAAACCCCAUCCCUCUUCUCUGUCUGUCCUAUCCUGCCUCUACCAUACAUCCCACAGGCCGCCAGUGGUUUCCAGACAUCUUACGGAGCCCCUUGUCCCUUGGGGCUACAGAGGCCACCUCCUUCCUGGCUUGGGCCUUUCCAUGGGACGGAGCUCUUCUCCCGGAACCUUUCUAGAAUCAGGAGAGCAUCUGUGCAAGCUGAGACCAGGUCAGGCCUGCAGCUCCCGCCCGUCUUCCAGAGGGCGCGCUUCACGUUGCCAGGUGGAAGCGACCUCCGUUUGCUCCCAAGGUGCUAGGGAAGAUUGUUGGCUUCUCUCUUCUCCAGCUUCAUGGGCUGAGUUUUGUGGGACUUCGGACUUUUUUAUUUGGUGAUCAGUGCCCUCUGCUUCUGUUUUAUUCCCCCUACCCCCAUCCUCUCUACUAUGCAUUUUUUCCUUUUUAUCAGGUGUACAAAGUUAAAUACUGUGUAUUUAUCACUUACAAGUACAUGAACUUAAAAGAUAAGCUUUCCGUUUUUCCACAGGUGAUUAAGCUUCUCUGUAAACUUGAAAUAAACAGACAGCAAAAUGG
Molecule: messenger RNA, 4933 nt
Organism: Psammomys obesus (fat sand rat)
Lineage: Eukaryota; Metazoa; Chordata; Mammalia; Rodentia; Muridae
Gene: Camkk2
Product: calcium/calmodulin dependent protein kinase kinase 2
Exons: 18
Coding region: 347-2110 (587 amino acids)
Biological process (GO): activation of protein kinase activity; protein phosphorylation; CAMKK-AMPK signaling cascade
Molecular function (GO): ATP binding; protein kinase activity
Source: RefSeq, a predicted model, not a curated record